GGGCUCAUCAUCAUUUUAUCAUAUAAAAAAGCCAACAAUAGUGGUUGUCUGUCUGGUGGCCAAACCCAACGAAAUCAACUCUUGUUGCUUUAUGACACAAAUUCUCUGGUUCUUUUCCUUACAUUAUCUGAAAAUCUAAACCAAAAUGGUAGGAGAAUCAAGAAAAUGGGUGAUCCUGAUAGCAACAACAUGGAUACAAGCAUUUACAGGCACAAAUUUCGAUUUCUCAUCUUAUUCUUCGACACUCAAAUUGGUUCUUGGGAUUUCUCAACUUCAACUCAACUAUUUGUCCGUAGCUUCAGACUUGGGAAAGGCUUUUGGUUGGUGUUCUGGUGUCUUACUCCUCUAUUUUCCUUUGUGGGGUCUUCUGUUGAUGUCCAGUUUCAUGGGACUCUUUGGUUAUGGUCUUCAAUGGUUACUCAUACAAAAACUCAUCCAUUUGCCUUAUACUCUGGUGUUUCUACUAUGCCUGCUGUCAGGGUGUAGCAUUUGCUGGUUCAACACGGUAUGUUUUGUUUUAUGCAUCAGAAAUUUUCCAACCAACAGGCCACUUGCAUUGUCACUCACUAUCAGUUACAAUGGUUUAAGUGCUGCUCUUUACACUCUCAUUGCCAAAGCAAUAAACCCUGAAGAAAACACCAUUUAUCUCCUCUUGAAUGCCCUUGUUCCUCUCUUCACAACCAGUUUAGCACUCAUUCCAAUCCUCUGCCAACCUCCCUUGCAGCAACCCUCUAAUGAUACUGUUGCUCAUGAGCCCUCCAUCUUUCUCAUUCUCAAUGUUCUAGCUAUUACAACUGGUCUAUAUCUUUUACUACUAAAUACACUAACCUCUGAAGCAUCAACAGCACGUGUUCUCUUUGUGAGGGCUUUAUUUCUUCUAUUCCUACCGAUGUGUUUACCUACCAUUGUCUAUGCUAAAAACUGGGCUUGUAGAAGCAUUCCCAGAAGCUUCCACUUUGAUUGCUCAAGCUUCAAUUUGGUUGACACUGAUAACCUUCAGGAGCUCAUUGGAAGUGAGCAAAGUAAUGCCUUAAAUAUUUUUGGCUCUUGCGGUGCAACAGAGAAAGAACAAUAUUUUGAUAAAGUGGUAGAGAAGGACAGGUUAAUAUUGCUGGGUGAAGAGCACCCAGCAAGAUUGCUAGUGCGUAAAUGGGAUUUCUGGCUUUACUAUGUAGCAUACUUUUGUGGUGGGACAAUUGGGCUGGUCUACAGUAAUAAUUUAGGGCAGAUUGCACAGUCACUUGGAUAUUAUUCCCAGCUGAGCUCUCUCAUUACAGUCUAUUCCACAUGCUCAUUCUUUGGUCGUUUGCUCUCAGCUGCACCUGAUUUCCUGCACAACAAGCUGGAUUUCACAAGAACAGGUUGGCUAGCAGUUUCAGUUCUGGCAACACCUAUUGCUUUCUUUUUGCUAAUUGCAUCAGGCAGUGAGGUCAUAUUGCACACUUCAACAGGCCUGAUAGGACUAAGCUCUGGAUUCACAUUUUCCGCAGCUGUAUCAAUCACAUCAGAGCUGUUUGGAGCAAACAGUGCCAGCAUCAACCACAACAUCCUCAUCACCAACAUUCCCAUUGGAUCAAUCCUUUACGGACUUCUUGCUGCUCUAGUGUAUGAUGACAAUGCAGGAAGUUCAAUACAGGAAAGCUUGUUGCACGAAGCAUCAGUGUGCAUGGGAAGGCAAUGCUAUCUGAAGACAUUUAUAUGGUGGGCAUGCAUUUCCUUGUUAGGCCUUCUUUCCAGUUUUGCACUUUUCCUGAGGACCAGGCCUGCCUAUUACAGGUUUGAAAGGAACCAAAAUUGGACACAAUUUUCUUAGCUUAUACACAUAACGCCAAACUUUGUACCUAACUUAAUUUCAAAUCAACAGCAAUAGAAAAUGCACUAUAUAAAUUGCAUAAAC
Messenger RNA from Mangifera indica (mango), 1897 nucleotides. RefSeq names its product protein NUCLEAR FUSION DEFECTIVE 4-like. Gene Ontology annotation, cellular component: membrane. The transcript is spliced from 3 exons. NCBI's taxonomy places the organism in Eukaryota, Viridiplantae, Streptophyta, Magnoliopsida, Sapindales, Anacardiaceae. The coding region runs from base 146 to 1813 and encodes 555 amino acids. The record is from RefSeq and is a predicted model, not a curated record.